AUGGACUCGACAGCUGCUCCUCGUCCUCGACCGAGGCCUGCGCACACGCAAGGCACGACUCGAUGCGCAUACACCAAGGAUGGCAGCCGGCUGGUCACCGUGGGCUCCAACAACACCAUCCGGCUCUACAAGACGGGCUCCGACGGCGAACCGACAAACAUUGACGAUUGCCAGGAGCAGAACGUUGCUGUGGCUGCGGCUCAGGACUUCUUCGUCGUCGGCUCCGAGGACGGCACCGUCAGCCUGUACUCGCUCGCCACGUCCAACUUUGAGCGCUUCCUCGUGCGAACGUCGCUCCCGGUGCGAGAUGUGGCGCUUUCCGCAGACUCGCAGUGGUGCGCCGUAGCCAGCGACGAGUUGACCGUCAAGGUGGUGAAUACGCAGGACAUCAAGCAGCUGCGGCACCUCAACGAGCACGGCCGCGCCGCUCGAUAUGUCAGCCUGGAUCCCAACGGCCGGAUUGCCGCCAUAUCCUGCGUGGACGGAAUCAUAUACAUCUACUCUCUGACGGCAGAGCAGCCUGAGCUGAUACACAAGGUGGACGGGGUGAUUGGCGCUGGGGAUGCAGAUUCAGAAGCUUCGGUCAAGGCUGUAUGGCAUCCAGACGGCAGGGCAUUUGCUGUCGCGACGCCGACGCGGGAUAUCCAAGUCGUAUCCAAGAACGACUGGGAGAAGCAGCGCUCCUUUACCAAUGGCCACUCGGCAGAUAUCACCGCCCUCGCCUGGUCGCCCAACGGCGUCAUGCUGGCGUCGGCCUGCAAGGGCGGAAAGGUCCUGAUCUGGGAGACCAGCACGCAAAACGUGAUUCAGCGUUACGAGUAUUCCAACGUCAUCGACCUGGCGUGGCACCCGUCCAAAAACAUUCUCUCCUUCACGACGGCGGAGGGAGAGGUGUACAUAUACCCCGACUUUCUCUCCGACCAAUACUCUCCGAUGCUGAAGCUGCCGGUGCAGCCAGCGCCCUUUAUCCACGAUCCCCUAUUGGAAAUAUCUGCCAACAGAAGGGCUCCGGCGGUCAAUGGCCAGAAGCGCGACAUUCCCACGCGUCCUCGCCGAGACUCUUUGGGCAGUCUUGACUCAUAUCUAGAGGAUGAAAACUAUGCAGAUGGCGAUGACGAUGGCUUUGUUGUUGAUGACGACGGUGCUGGGUAUACAACCGGCCAGAAGAGAGGCCGUGUGGGUGAUGAAGGUGCCGGUGACUACGCCAACAAGAGGAGGCAUCUCCUGGAUCCCCAGUAUCACGAGGCGUUUCAGCCCGGGUCAACACCAUGGAGGGGGAACCGAAAGUAUCUCUGCUUGAAUCUCAUUGGAUUCGUCUGGACAGUGGAUCAAGACGGGCACCAUACCGUCACCGUGGAGUUUUACGACCAUGAGUUUCAGAGAGACUUUCACUUCACAGACACCUUUCUGUACGACAAGGCAUGUCUCAAUGAGCGAGGCACUCUGUUCUCGUGCCCCCCAAAAGACGAUCAGCCGGCGACUAUAUUCUAUCGUCCUCAUGAAACCUGGACGCAGCGAUCCGACUGGCGGACACAGCUUCCCAAGGGGGAGGCCGUUACAGCCAUGUCACUGAGCGAGUCCUUUGUUACUGUCGUGACGAGCGCCAACUAUGUGCGCAUUUUUACACUGUUUGGAAUACCGUACCGGGUCUAUCGCCCCAAGAGCACGCCCAUGGUUACAUGUGCCAGCUGGAGAGAUUACGUUCUCACGAUAGGCAACGGCCCUGUCACGGCUGACGGAAACACACGCCUCCAAUAUACCAUUGAGAAUGUCAAGAGGGACGAGAUUUGCCAGAACGAAGACACAGUGGCACUUCCCGAAGGCGCAACUUUGAAGAGCGCCUUCUUUUCUGACAUUGGUGAUCCUUGUAUUUAUGACUCGACGGGGACGCUGCUGACAUUGCUGCACUGGCGUCAGCCGUCACGGGCCUCUUGGGUGCCUCUUCUAGAUACCAAGCUUCUAUCCCGUCUUGCCUCUGGUCGAAAGACUGAGACGUAUUUCCCCAUUGCCGUGGCGGAAAACAAAUUCCACUGCAUUAUCCUCAAGGGUGGCGACCAGUACCCAUACUUUCCUCGGCCGCUGCUCUCGGAGUUUGACUUUUCGAUUCCCCUGCACUCACUGGAGGAACCCAAGUCAAAGAAGAGCAAGGAAAAUUCAGGUAAUGGGGAGGAUGACGCAAUGGACGAAGAUGAUGACGAGGAGGAGGAGGAAGGCGCCGAGACGAAGAAACUGGAGCAGCUGUUCAUGCUCAAGGGCGUGCAGGCAGCUCAGCUCCGUGACCUUGUCGAGGCCACCAGCGGAAGUCAUUCCCAGCGCUCUCUGUUAUCGCGGGUCGAGCUGGAGAUUGACAAGACGCUUCUGCAGCUCCUGGCGGUGGAGUGCCGCGAAGGCGAGGAUAGGGGCAUGCGUGCGCUCGAGUUGGUGGAACUGAUGCGUGACCGCACUGGCCGGAUGAUGGAGGCGGCGUACAAAGUUGCAGAGCGGUACGGGCGUACGAUUCUGGGGGAGAAGAUUCGGGAGGUUGGAGAGAAUAGGGUGAGUGGUGACGAUGAUUUGUGA
This is a messenger RNA of Trichoderma aggressivum f. europaeum, 2559 nucleotides long. RefSeq lists its product as uncharacterized. The transcript has 2 exons. The record is from RefSeq and is a predicted model, not a curated record. Gene Ontology annotation, molecular function: structural molecule activity; chromatin binding; protein binding. Gene Ontology annotation, cellular component: nuclear replication fork; membrane coat. NCBI's taxonomy places the organism in Eukaryota, Fungi, Ascomycota, Sordariomycetes, Hypocreales, Hypocreaceae. The coding region runs from base 1 to 2559 and encodes 852 amino acids. Gene Ontology annotation, biological process: intracellular protein transport; mitotic cell cycle; DNA-templated DNA replication.